AUGUCUGAAGCCAGUCAAGGCCUGCACUCGAACGGCCACAUCUCACGGUCGCCUACGCCUGAAGGAUCGGGUGGCGACUCCACCAUCUCUGCUGGCAAGUCGUCAGCGCGUACCACAUCGACCGCGCCUUUGACCCGAUCUGGCAAGGCCGGCGGUAUUUAUUCGACCUACGAUGGCACUUCACGCUCGAGGACUUCCUAUGGCAGUUCCUCGAAGCCAGAGGGCUCGCUCGAUCAGGCCUACAGAGCUGGCAUGCCUAUCGGUCUCCUUGCCGCGAUGGGCACACCGUACGCAAAGAAGCCGCUCUACCGAAGCACAAAGUGCAAAGUGCUGUGCUUGGCGAUUUUGCCCAUCACCGUCGUCGUCGUUGUCUUGAUCACCGUCUUUCCCGUGCUCAAAGCCAUCGCAAAACAUGCGCUGCACACCUCUGUGCUUCACGUCUACGCUUCCAACCUCACGCAGCUCACGAACGAAUCGUUUGCGCUCACGCUCGACGGCGAGGCGAAGAAGACGGGCAUCUUCCCUGCUCACAUCAACUUUGGACAACCUGUCUCGGUUUUCUGGGUCAAUCCAGACAACAUGCAAGAGGUGCAGCUGGGUAGCUUCCCACUUGCUUACCUUGGUGCUGCGGCCGGUCACGGUCGCAUUCAUCAGGAGACCUUCUUCACCAUCACCGACACGGCCGCCUUUGGUCGAUUCUCUGCAUUCUUGAUCACUCAAGAAUCCUUCACCUGGCGCUUGCGGUCGUCCAACGUCCAAGCCAAAGCAUUUUCAUUCUUGGCCACGUCGUCACUCGACUUUGUCAAGGAUCUUACUCUGCCGGCUAUGGCCAAUUUCACCAAUGUAGCCAUCGCGGACUUCCAGCUGCCAGGCGACGAUCCUGCUGGUGGUAUCACACUCGAUGUCGUCACGACGCUUACCAAUCCUUCGGCAUUCGGUGUCGAAAUUGGCACGCUGGUCGUUGAUCUCUACUACGACGGUCUCUACCUCGGUCCUGCACAGACCUCGACAAGCGUCAACUUGACCUCUGGCUUCAAUAGCUUCCCACUCACUGGUCGACUGCUUUCGUAUGCUGGCAACCAGACUGCGCUCGCGCAGCUUGGUGUGCUCUUCACGAAUUACGUCAAUGGUGAUUCGACUCUGGUUACCGCCGUCGGUCGCAGCGCCACGCUACCCAACGGCGAACAGAUCAGCUGGCUCAGCGAGGGCAUCAGAGCUCUGCAGCUCAUCGUUCCUCUGAAAUCGCCCACUGGACCCCUCAAUCCCAUCAAGGAUAUUCAGAUUCAGACGUUCAGCCUUACGUUCCCAGGAACGCCGGACUCGUAUCAGCCUACAGCUGCAUCGAACAAUCUCAUGGCAGGCAUCGGACUGCCAUUCGGCUUCAGCUUGAACAUCUCAGCGGUCGCUGCAGCCAUUACCAUCGUUCAAAAUGACACGAGCAUCGCACAAGUGCAAGGCGUCACGGGCGCCGCAACGACCAUUCUCACCUCUGUGAAUGCUGGCUUCACCACUGGCAACCUCGCAUUGACCCUACCGCCCUCGCCUCUCGUAGUGCCGGAUACGUACGAAGGUCAUCUAAUUUACAGUCAGUUCCAGAAAGACUUUACCGCGACGAACGGCAGUGCCUUCUAUCUCAAUGGUACGACCACCGCGACCACGUCUACACCGAUCGGCGAGAUCAUCCUCAAUCCCGUAAAUUUCUACGUACCAGCUGGCUUGAUCGGUCUGCAGCUACUGCAGACUGCACCUACACUGAUUCUUUCAGUCGAUGUCACGGGCGGUACGCCAGAUUACAUCGAGCUCAACAUUCUCGUGGGCUUGACGAACCCAUCCAAUCUACUGUUGGACGUCGGCGACGUUACAUUCCAGCUGUUCAGAAACGGUGAAUUCCUGGGUAGAACAAUCUUACCAGCUCUGUCGCUUUCGAUCGGCUAUCAGACGCAUACCUCAGUCGGUCAGUUUGAGGCAAACAACAAUCCGACAGCGCUCGAUACCCUCAACCGCUUCACCCAGGGUCUCGACUCGCAGCUCAGCAUUGGCGGAUACAAUGGAUCGAGUCCAUAUGAUUCAUUACAGCAAGCCUUUAUGGCACUGCAGCUCAAUGCGACGCUCGGAGGCCUGCAGACGCAGCUGCUGAACUACGCCGCGCUGACAGUGCUGCCUACGACCAACUUUGCAGACAAUAUUGCGGACACGACCGUCUCGCUGCAGAAUCCUUUCACCUCAGUGCUUGACAUUACGAAUAUCCAGAGCAACAUCACCUCGCGAGGCCUAUAUCUCGGCUCGAUCGUUACAGACACCAACUUCGUUGCUGCUGGCAAGGCCGCGACUGUCUCGCCCUCGUUGCCCUUCGGUCUCAAUCUAUAUCCACCCGACAUCUUCUCGCUUCUUCGCGAGCUUGUCCUUGAGGCCGGGCUCAAUCCAGAUUAUCUCGAUGGCAUCGUACAGCUUGGCGGAUAUCAAUAUGUGCCUACUACUGGCGCUGGCACGCGCAAGGUUAAGCGGUCCCUGGACGACGAAGAUGACGAAUCGCUCUGGUCCACAUUCGGUGCAGACGGCCUCAACGACUUGCUUUCAGCGCCCGGAAAGAGCGCUGCGGUACCGGGCGGCCUCACUAAGGAGGAAUUGUCCAGUCCCGACUACGCAGACCAUCAAGUCCGAUUCCAGAAACGGGACAACCUGUACACCGGCUUUGACUUGCCUACCUAUGUUGACACCGCGUUCAAGCAGCUCACUGUCAACGUAGCGCUCGUCUCUGUCGUCUCGAUCGGCCAAUUCACAACGGAUCUCACGUACUCUCAGAACGAUGUGCCUGUCAUCACGGAUCAAACCCUCAAUCUGCUCUUACCAGUCCUGGCCCAGCCGAUCGUGCAGAAGAUCGUCGAUGGCUCGGUGCUCGCAGUCGACACGGUCACCAUCACCGAUCCUUUGCUCAAUUCCUUUGGCACGGGUCUUACAGGCUCCAUUACUCAAUCUGGACCUUUCGACGCUGUCAUCUCAUUCCCGCAAGGUCUUACUGUCGCAUGGAAUGGCGCACCGCUCGGUCAAAUCGCGAUGCCUGACGUUUCCCUAGUCGGCGAUGUCGGCGCAACACUCAACCUUCAGGCUGCAUUCAGUGUCGCAGACGUUGGACACCUGACCGACUUCACAAGCUAUCUGUUGACCGAGAAAUCGUUUACUUGGGAAAUCUAUGGUCAAGAUCUUGCCGUCGCCGCACUUGGCAUCACUGUGCCUGGUAUCAGCAUCAGCAAGACCGUCGUCCUUGCGGGCAUGGACAGCUUCAUCGGCGAUGUCAUCAUCAAUUCGUUCGAUUUGCCUGCAAACGAUCCGGCUGGUGGCAUCACGCUUACGUUGCAAACGACGCUCACAAACCCUGCCAGCGUAGGUGUGCAGCUGUCAACAAUCGUCUUUGAGAAUACCUUCGGACAGACCGACAUUGGACCAGCAGCUAGCACGGCUGCAUUCAUCUUGCCGCCGAAGGGCUCGCUGCAAUUGCCCUUGGCAGGCCGUCUGAUACCGCAAACAACCCAGCAGGGUCUUGACGAUGUGUCGACCAUUUUCAACGGCUUUGUGCAUGGCGUGCCAGCGCAGCUCCUUGUUCAUGGCGUCACGGCUGGUCCCGACGGGGUCACUUGGCUCAACGACGGCAUCAAAGCGCUUGAAAUCCCUGUCACGCUCCCUGCAGCAGCAAGCCUGCAGAUCAUCAACUCGAUUACGCUGAACCAGCUCACACUCUUGUUCACUGAGGCGACUGCAUGGUCACCCUCAUUCUCGACCUCCAACACUGUCGCCGCAUUCCAGCUGCCGUUUGCCUUCCCCCUUGAUAUCACCGCAGCAUCCACCAACAUCAUUUCACAAGAUGCGGGCACCGACUUUGCGCUCAUCACAGUUCCUCAAAUACCUACAACGACGGACGUGACAGCGCGCUUGCUUACCCUGGCAUUCCAGAACGUGCCCUUCGCAGUGGAUCCUAAUUACAGCGGUCAGCACGCGACAUUCUCGCAGUUCCUGACGGAUACAACAGACAAUGUCAACAAGUCAUUCGUUCUCCAUGGAUCAGCAAGCACGGUCGCCAGCACUGCCGUCGGGAAUCUUAACAUCAACGAGAUCGCAUUCCAAGUCACAACGGAAAUUGCAGGCCUACAGGGACUUAAUGCUCAGCAGACGACAGUCUCUGAUCUCGAUGUCUUCCAUGGCUAUCCUGACUACCUUCAGAUCAACGUCAACGCACACAUUUUCAACCCAUCGGAGAUCACGAUCGGAACUGGCGAUGUUGCCUUUGGCCUGACGUUCGAGAAUACUGCGAUCGGUACGGCAAACAUUGCCAACCUUGUCCUAGUGCCAGAUCAGAACGUCGUCGCUACCGCGGUUCACUAUCAGCCGGAAGGCGAUGCCGCUGUCGCCGUCGGUCAACAGUUGCUUGAGAAUUAUGUGCAAGCUGUACCGUCCGAUACUAUCAUUGUUGGCAGUGCCUCAACGACGCCAAUUGAGUCUCUACAGCAAGCUCUCGGUACCAUCCGGCUCAACACGGUCAUUCCACCCUUGAUGCAGAACUUGAUCACGCAGGCGAACCUCGUAUUCCCGUUGGACAUUGUGCAGACCGGCAUUGCGCAGGCAACCUUCAACCUUGACAACCCUUUCACUGCUGCCAUCAAUCUGAAUGCCGUCACUGCCGUGGCGAUCUAUCCCCUAACUUCGCCGAAUCUCAACCUGGGCAAUAUUACACAAACUAAUCUGAAUCCUGAGAUCACUGCGACUGGCCACACCCAGAUCACCAGUCGCACGCUACCUUUCAACUUCAAUCUGGACCCGAAGACGAUCAUUAUGCUUCUCAUCGCUCAAGCCGCCAAGAACAAUGUUGAUCUUGGUCCACUGGUUGAUCAAUUCAACUAUGUACUUGGCCUCGCUAGCACGGCUAGUCAAGUCACGACCGAAGUCGAUCAGGCGGCUUCGACCUGUGUAAGCGGCGCUCAAUUCGACGUCUUUGGCGCCAUCUUGGCGUCCCUGAAGAAUCUCGAUGUCAACCUACAGAUCCAGUCCACUGUCCAUCUUGAUGAUUACGGCACCGACCUGAACUUCAACCAGUUCAACAUCCCAACAAUCACUGACAGUACUGCUCUGUACUUGAUCGGAGCUGUUGGCAAGACGAUCGUGCAGCAUCUCGUAGACCAAUCCACCCUCACAGUCGCGUACGCAGAUGUCUACGAUGUCACAAACGAUGGCUUCACAACAACGCUGCACGGAACCCUGGCUGGCACCGGUCCUUUCGACGCAUCCGUCAGCUUCCCGGAUGGCCUGUUGAUCGAUUACAAUGGCAACACGAUCGCAAGCAUUGCCUUGCCCGAUCUCUGCGCUGCAGCUGUCACGUCCAUCCCCAACCUAGUCACAGUCGGCACGCUUACUAUCUUGAACCAAGACACCUUCACAGGCUUUGCGACAGACAUCCUGCACAAUCCUUCAUUCGAGUGGUAUCUGCAUACAACGACGCUUCGCGUCACGGCGCUCGGAACCAUCUUUAGCAAUGUCAACUUUGGCAAAACUAUCACACUCGCUGCCUUCAAUAACCUUCCGGGUGUUGCCAUCACUUUCUCGAACUUCCCUGGUGAUGCGCCGAAUGGAGAAGGCAUCAAUAUCGACACCCAGACGACAAUCCCUUCGCCUGCGCAAUUGGGCAUCGAUCUUGGAACAGCCAAUUUCAUUGCUUCAUACAACGGAGUCGUCGUUGGACCCAUUCACAAUACUGGCGAUCUCGUUCUGGCUCACCAAGCCACGACGCCAGCCGAACUUGUCGGGUAUAUCCAGGUGCAGCGUACGCAAGCCGACCUCACGACCAUUGGGCAACUGUUCGGUGCAUAUCUCAAAGGGCAAGAUUCAACCUUGACCGUUACAGGCGACUCUGUCGUUUCGACUGCUCAGCCCAACUCCCCAGUCGGCUGGCUUACGACUGCUUUCAAGACGCUCACGCUGUCGGUCGUUUUGCCCGGCCAGAUCUUCACUAUCAUUAAGAGCAUCCAACUUUUGGAUCUCGAGGUCAGCAUUAUGAACCAAGCGGAAGCGUAUGCCGUCGACACUUCGAAUAUGCAGACCGAUGCAGUCUAUGCCAACCCUUUCACGUUCAGCUUGCAAGCUUUGUCCACCGCAGUACAGAUUGCCAUCGCAUACCAAGGAGCGGCAACAGCUACGCUCGACCUGCCAAGCCGCGAUGUCACGGCCGGCACCUCGACAGGACAAAAUGAGCCGCUCGUGCUCAGCUUCAUGAACGAAACGCUCAACGCCGUCACGCAAGGAGCCUUCAACAACUUUUUCCGUGAUGUGACUGAUACAACCGGCGUCACCUUCGAUCUCAGUGGCUUUGCAGAUGUAGUAGCCAAGACCGCCAUCGGCAAUGUGCCGAUCCCGCAGAUUCCAUUCGGUUCGUCAACACAAUUCCCGACCGUAGCAGCAGUCACGUCUUCCCUCGUCGGCAUCAACUCGUUUGGUGGAACCGCUACUAUACCCAACACGCCCAUUACCAUCGGCACAGGCAAUACGGACUUCAGCACUGAUCCAGGAACGGGCUACAUCCGUAUCACCAUUGAUCCCGUCACUCUUAGUAACCCCUCCAAUAUUUCUGUCUUUACCAAUCAAGUCGCUCUUCCGGUGCUCUACACUGGCGUUGCGACGGGUCGCGCGAUCAUCAAUCCACUUGAUCUUUUCCCAGGCACCAAUAAUCUUGUCUCAGAGUUCCACUUUACGGCCACUGACGCAGCUGCGCUUGUUCUGAUCACAAAAUAUCUCACCAAUAUCCCUGGACCAACCGGCGAGAGAAUCCCGAUCACGAUCCAGGGUAACACGGCUGCAUCGCCCUAUGGCUCACUUCAAGAAGCUUUAGCCGGUGUCACUCUUACAUCAGAGUUCCCUGGCAUUGGCGCCCGGCUCGUCGAUGAGAUUACGGUCUUUGUCAAUUUGGUCACUGUCGUUUGCAAGAGUAUGGCGACUUUCAGCUUCUCAGUCAACAAUCCGCUUCAGGCGCCGCUUUCUAUUCAAGCCAUUCAAGGCACGGCACUACAGCCAGGACCCUAUCAGGAUGGAGUUCAGAACGGAGGCGAGGUCCCAUAUGCUUUGUUUGACUAUUCGUUCGAAAAUAACGGAGGCGCGUUCAUCGUCGCAGCCGGCACAGCAGAUGGUAGCACGGUGACUGGCCCCUCUCCCGUUGUGCCUGCUUCGCUUCCUCAGUCAUUGCUCGUCAACGCUCAGCUACUCAAUAACGCCAAUAAUAUCCCAGGAUCAACGAUGCCCGGCCUCGAUGUGACGCUAUCAAUCCGCACUCAAGUUCUGGACGGAUCUGCGCCAGCUGCAGCUGGCUUUCAGCUCGUCGAUCUCAUAUACGCUGAAGUAAUCAUUCCCUACAAUGUCGUUUUCGUAGCCGACGAUGGCACUGCCGAAAAUGGCAGCGGCACGAACACCCCCACGGGCUCGCCCAUCGUCGCACCUGACUUGGGCGAGACAGACUUAUUCAAUUUCGUGUUAGGAGCUCUGGCUCCUGGCCUUGUCGGCUGUCUGGCAAGCGGUCUUGGCUUCUUCGUGCCUAUUGAUAGCGCCGGGCUCUUCGGCGGCCUCACUGAUACCUUGCUUGGCUAUUUGAAUACACUCGGCGUCCCGUCCGAAUUCGAUCAAUUCGUCACAGGCGUAGCUGAUGCAACCGUCACUCCGAUCAACAUUGCCGGCGGUCCGGAUUAUACAAGUUAUCCGUUCCCUUCAAUCAUCAGCUCGCUCUACUCGCAAUGCUCGAAAGCAGGCUCUGCGCCUUGUGCCGCUUCCCUAGCUUCGGCCAACGGUGGCGCUAAUGCUGCUGAGGCCGCAUCAGCUCAAGCGAUUCGCGCGUCGGGCCUGGCAGUGGCCAGCGCAAUCUCUGCAGCUACUGCUGCGGUGGCUUCCAGUCUGGCAGCGGCGGCUUCAGCAGCGACUGCAGCCGCUUCUACGGCCGUAGCGGACGCCACUUCUGUGGUAGGUCAAGUGACCGCCGCGGUCCUGCCUUCCUCGUCGAGCGCAACAUCGGCAGCGACAAGUACUUCGACAACGACAACGGCAGCACUCCUACCGACGACUGCGCCGGCUCUUGGCAGGCGUGCGAUCUCCGAACAUCUGUUCGUGCAAGGGCAGGAUGGCCGGACGGGUGUCGAGGUCACCGUGGAGGAAGCGCUCGAGAUUGCGAGAAGACGGGCGGAGCAACUGGGCGACAAUAUUCCGGUUGAUUAUGCAAGAAGGGCGCUAGCAUAUGGACUUUGA
Messenger RNA from Mixia osmundae IAM 14324, 8268 nucleotides. RefSeq lists its product as uncharacterized. The record is from RefSeq and is a predicted model, not a curated record. Bases 1 to 8268 code for a protein of 2755 amino acids. Gene Ontology annotation, cellular component: fungal-type vacuole membrane. NCBI's taxonomy places the organism in Eukaryota, Fungi, Basidiomycota, Mixiomycetes, Mixiales, Mixiaceae. The transcript is spliced from 8 exons.